UACUCUUUGAAAUUAUAAUUUCUACUCUUUGAAAUUAUGAAUAAUCUUUUUGUUUUGCUCAUUAUUAUUGCUUUGAGUGUGGGAUCGAACAAUGGUAGCAAGCUCUGGCCAAAAAACCAAUUACACUUUAGAAACUCUUUUAGCAGGAAUUAUGAUGUUCUUACGGUUCAUUGCAAAUCUAAAGAUGAUGAUCUCGGUAUUCACACAGUGGCUCGUUCAUACGAAUAUAAUUUUAAGUUUGAGGAUAGCGUUUUCGGUAGGACUGAGUUUUUCUGUACACUAAUGCAUGGGGUUGGUUCUAAAUAUUCUGUAACAUUUACUGCAUAUAAAGCGAAACCUGCUUUUGUUGCAAGUACCGGUGUCAUAAAAAUUUGGGAUGCUUUAGAUGAUGGAAUCUACCUCACAGAUGAAGAUCACGAUUUCGUGAAAAUAUAUGGUUGGUAAAAUCUUACUUUUCAAGCUAUACUCUUGAUGUCCA
This is a messenger RNA of Arabidopsis thaliana (thale cress), 478 nucleotides long. RefSeq names its product Plant self-incompatibility protein S1 family. The transcript has a single exon. The coding region runs from base 37 to 444 and encodes 135 amino acids. Gene Ontology annotation, cellular component: extracellular region. The record is from RefSeq and is marked reviewed. Lineage: Eukaryota; Viridiplantae; Streptophyta; Magnoliopsida; Brassicales; Brassicaceae.